Messenger RNA from Racocetra fulgida, 154 nucleotides. The record is from the annotation of a GenBank genome assembly. Lineage: Eukaryota; Fungi; Glomeromycota; Glomeromycetes; Diversisporales; Gigasporaceae.
AUGGCGAAAUAUGUGACUGACGUAGAUGACAAAGCUAAAGAAACCGAAAAAUUUUGGGGUGGCAUUGCUAUUAUUGUUAGUUUGUUUGUAAGUUAUGGUAAGCCACGAAUAAGGGGUGGGAGAGCUGGCGUGGGUGUUGGGGCGUUUCCGGCCA